Suillus discolor is the source of this 1118-nucleotide messenger RNA. RefSeq lists its product as uncharacterized. The coding region runs from base 89 to 961 and encodes 290 amino acids. The record is from RefSeq and is a predicted model, not a curated record. Lineage: Eukaryota; Fungi; Basidiomycota; Agaricomycetes; Boletales; Suillaceae. The transcript is spliced from 2 exons.
UUGGCUACCUCUUCCUGAAACUCAAUGUCACGGAUCUCCUUCGGCCAUUGCCGGUGAAUGGACACAGUACAGCAAUUCCGCUUUGGACAUGUUCGACAUGACAAAGUACAAUGCGGAAGUACCCAUUGCAUUUGAAGCAGGGUUGCCCAGCUUUAGUGGUCCAUCUCCCAUGGAGUGCGAUGUCAUUCACCAGCCCCAUCCAAACACCGCUCUUGAUCCAGACAACGGAAUAGAUACAUCUUAUCUUAGCGGGCCUGGGCAUUUGGAAUCCUCACUCGAGUUUUUCAAUAACUUCCCUCCGGAGCUCUCCAUGACUUGUUCCAUGGAUGACGCUUCAUCCCAGACAUGGAGCCCUUGUGCUCUCCCGCAGUCACCUGAUGCAUCAUCUUCCGACGAGAGUUCAUCUUGCUAUUAUCCACGCCAGUGGAACGAGCCCACCUACGGUUAUCAUGUCGAGCCAUCAUUCAACGAUAUACAACCUCACACGCAGAACUCCGACAAUGUUUAUCUGCCUAGUUUUGGUAGCGGAGCUGAUCUUCAUUCGCCCACACCGUCGUGGCAGGAGGAGAGAAAGAGUGACUGUACAUUAUUGAAGGACGAUAUGAAUGACACUUCAGUCGUAUGCCUCUGGGAUGGUGGGGCCUGCUUCUUACCUCUGACUGUCGACAAGUCCGAAGUGGCGAAACACCUCCAAGUACACCACGGUGUGAAACCUGGCGGCGACAAAGGUAAAACUUCAUGCCGAUGGGAGGGCUGUGGGAAGGAAAUGAAGAAGGAGAGCAUAUCGCGGCACAUCGUUGCGGUUCAUUUGGACAACAAAACGGAAUGCGGUAGUUGUGGAAAGAAAUUUGCUCGGUUAGAUUCUAAACUGCGCCACCUAAAGAAUGCAAACCGAGAGGAGUGCAGAGACUCCGAAUCCUAUGAUGCUCGUACCAAACGCUGUCGUCGGUCGUGGCCAUGAUUUUUCUGUCAUACAUUCUUGCAGCUUAUUAUGCGCAAUACCAAGGACUUCAGUAUCGUCAUGUGUGUAUAAUCGUUUUUUGUCACUUGAGUCGAAUGGUGAUCCGUGGAUGUAUGUACUGCCAAACCUAUGCUUAUAUCAACUUCUAUCCCUCCAA